Messenger RNA from Sphaerulina musiva SO2202, 864 nucleotides. RefSeq names its product Gtr1/RagA G protein. The transcript has 2 exons. Gene Ontology annotation, molecular function: GTPase activity; GTP binding. Bases 1 to 864 code for a protein of 287 amino acids. The record is from RefSeq and is a predicted model, not a curated record. NCBI's taxonomy places the organism in Eukaryota, Fungi, Ascomycota, Dothideomycetes, Mycosphaerellales, Mycosphaerellaceae. Gene Ontology annotation, biological process: regulation of autophagy; positive regulation of TOR signaling; cellular response to starvation. Gene Ontology annotation, cellular component: fungal-type vacuole membrane; nucleus; Gtr1-Gtr2 GTPase complex.
AUGGAGUCAUUCAUGAAGUUUGAGUCGUUAGAAGUGCCACCCCACAUGCAACUCAUCUCGCCUGAUUUCGAUCGGGAAGCAGUCUUUGGAAACGCAGGAGCCAUCAUAUGGGUCAUCGACAUGCAAGACGAGUACUUCCAGUCCAUUGACCAACUGAUCAAAACGGCCGGUUUCGUCAUGGACAAUUAUCCGCGCAUCAAUUUCGAAGUCUUCAUCCACAAAACCGACGGUCUAUCAGAAGAAUACAAAUACGGCACCUUCCGUGACGUGCGCCAACGCGUCCAAGACGAGCUCUCUGAUGCCGGUUACGCAAACCGGCCCGUGGCAUUCUACCUCACCAGCAUAUUCGACCACUCCAUCUACGAAGCCAUGAGCAAAGUUGUACAAAAACUUCUCCCACAACUUCCCGCCAUGGAGUCACUAUUGAACAAGCUCUGCUCAGCCUGCAGAAUCCAAAAGGCAUACCUGUUCGACACAGUCUCCAAAAUCUACAUGGCGACAGAUACGAGUCCCACUUUCCUAAAGGACUACGAGGUCUGCGCAGACUAUGUGGAUGUCAUUGUAGACAUUAAGCAGAUCUAUGGCUGGCAGAGUGGUAGUCGUAGUAAUACUCGUGAGACUCAUCCCCCGGACGAGAGCAACCACAACAACAAGAACAACAGCAACACGACAAGUGAAGCAGUAGGCGAAAGUCUAAUCACGUACGACAAAAGUGGGGAUACCUACAUCUAUGCGCGAGAGAUUAACGACUAUCUCUCUCUGAUAUGUGUCAUGGGACAGGGAAGCACUGCUCAAAAGCGUGUGUUGAUUGAUUACAACGUCAGUAUACUCCACGACGCACUACAGCAAAUGUUCAAGCUAUAG